CUGCUUCGUAGUACAGGCCUGCCUGGACACAAACAGGAAGAGAGGAGAGACAAAGUGCAGAGAAGACAAACAAACAAACAAACAGAUGACUUGUCUGAACAAGAAGAAGAAGAAGUCACUCUUCUAUUUGGUGAUCACUUUCUGCUUGGGGAGCCUCCUGACCACUCUCAUUAUGAUCAGUGACAAUAAUGUGGAACCUAACAGACCGCCUCCUCCCACGAAAAGCCCCCCCUGGCCCGCUGACCUCUGUAAAGGCUGCAAGGAGGUCAUCGAAAAAGUAAAAGAGCAUUACUCUAAGACCUGGAAGAAGCAGGAGGACAAUUACCAAAAAUACAGAUCUCAGCUGAGCAGCGAGUGCCAUGGUUCUGACAAGGCCAUCAUUACCCAGGCCAACACUCCAGUGGGAUCGAAGAUCGUGUACGACGGAGAAAAGAACAGGACCCUCCAGGUGAACCCGGAGAUUUUCAGCACCUUUGUAAAGGAGCAUCCGUUCCCAAAUAAAACAUGGGACACGUGUGCUGUUGUUGGGAACGGAGGGAUCCUGACCAACAGCAGCUGUGGAAAGAUGAUUGAUUCAGCUCAGUUUGUUAUCAGGUGCAACCUACCUCCCUUGGAAAAUGGCUACGAGAAACACGUGGGCAUCAAGACUGACCUUGUGACAGCAAACCCAAGUAUCUUCGUAGAGAAGUUUGGGUCUCUGAUGGGGCGUCGCCGUCCCUUUGUGGAGAGUCUGCGCAGGUAUGGCAACUCCCUGCUGCUCCUUCCCGCAUUCUCAUACGGCUUCUGCACCCCUGUGUGCCUGCGGGCCGUCUACGCCACUGAGGACUUUGAAAGCCCUGCCCGGCCCGUCUUCUUUAACCCUGACUACCUCCAGAAUCUGGCGCUCUUCUGGCGCUCCCAUGGCCUAAAAGGAGAACGACUCAGUACCGGCAUAAUGAUGGUUAGCCUGGCUCUGGAACACUGUGCCAAUGUGCAUCUGUACGGGUUCUGGCCGUUCAGUAAUCACCCACAUGGACUCCAUGCUCUGACUCACCACUACUACGAUAACAGACAAGCUACGGGACUCCACACCAUGUCGGCUGAGUUUGAACUCUUGUUGCAACUGCACACUCAGGGGGUGCUCAGGCUUCACCUGGGAGAUUGUCGACCAGGUGAAAAGUAGUUUCCAGACUCAGGAGCAACUGGCAGGACAGGAGCAAGGUGCCUUGUUUGUAGUCCAGUCUUUCAUAUACUUUUGAAUGAAUUGCAUUAUCUAUUCUGUCCUCUACGUCUGCCCUGCAUGCUCAAAAACUUUCUGCACUCCUAUGCAGCUUUUGGCCUUCUUUUUUCUUUUGUUUUGCCACUGGCUGAUGACAUGAUGACAUGGAUUAAGUAUGUCCAAGCAAGAUGGACCAGAGGGCAACUCCAGGGUCUGAAAAGUGAAGCCAAUGUGGAAGUUCCUUAAACUUGCAUUCUUUCUAAUAACCAUUAGCUCCACCCUCUCCUGUCACUUCUGGUUGCAAAAAAACAAGAUGGCGAUGGCCAAAAUGCUGAACUUGAGGCUUCAAAACGGCAGUCCACAAACCAAUGGGUGAUGUCACGAUGACUACGUCCACUUCUUAUAUACAGUCUGUGAGAUGGACUCUCAGUGAAUGCUGAGUUGGCAGCCAAGACAUUUGCACUGAAAAGAAGAUGCAACAAAAAUAUUAGCUACAGUCUUGUAAAUAGUCUUGUAGUCUAAAACUGUAUUUAUUACCACAAAUGUUGCAGCUGGAGUCUGGAGGGAGUUAUGGUAUGGUAUGGUUAAAUGGCGAUCCUUUGUGAGGCCUUUGUGGGGGUUUACAUUGUAGUGCCUUGUGUUAAUCAAUUACUAAUGAUAGUUAUGUAACUGACCACGGGAGCUUUUGCAUUGGAAUCAAGACUUGGGUGUGUCUUGUGUAACUUGGAGCAUUGCCUUUCAUACUUAUAAAGUCUUUACAGUGAUCUUUGUCAUCCAGAACAAUAA
Sebastes umbrosus (honeycomb rockfish) is the source of this 1984-nucleotide messenger RNA. Its product is annotated as alpha-2,8-sialyltransferase 8E-like. NCBI's taxonomy places the organism in Eukaryota, Metazoa, Chordata, Actinopteri, Perciformes, Sebastidae. The record is from RefSeq and is a predicted model, not a curated record. Gene Ontology annotation, molecular function: alpha-N-acetylneuraminate alpha-2,8-sialyltransferase activity. The coding region runs from base 86 to 1162 and encodes 358 amino acids. Gene Ontology annotation, biological process: oligosaccharide metabolic process; N-glycan processing. The transcript has 7 exons.